AUGAAUACAACGAUGGCAUCCAACACAACCACAGCAUCGACACUAACUACGACGAUAGAUUACUCUUUACUUUUAGUAAAUCGAGUUGCAACUAUUCGAAUCUAUCAGAUUGGAUAUACAUUUACGUUUCUACUUGGUUUUCCUGGUAAUAUUGCAAGCUUAAUUACAUUUUCACGACCAACACUACGAAAAGUAUCAACCGGAUGUUUGUUCAUUGUUUUGGCUAUAUCCGACACAUUAUAUUUACUUAUGUGUGUAAUUGAUUAUCUUGAAUUUGGUUUCAAAGUUUCUUAUCAACGCCUAUCAUAUGAUGAUUUUUGUCGAUUUCGUACAUUUGUUAUGUGCGUAUCACAAAUAGCAUCAGCAUGGAUAUUAGUUAUAGUUUCACUUGAUCGAUGGAUACGAACACGAUUUCCGUUCAAAUCAGGUUCAUUAUGUACACCAAAAAACGCUUUACUAACUGUUGGUGUAAUGCUUGUUGUGGAUAUGCUUUUCAAUGCUCCUUUGCUUACACCAUUGUUUGGGGGAUUUAUACCUGGCUUAGCAAUUGCAGCAUGCGGACCAAGUUUUAACAAUCUAACAUAUUUUUUCUUCUAUUAUUUGCAAUGGAGUAUAAUUCAGAUCUUUACUACUUGUAUAAUACCAGCAACUAUCAUGUCGAUACUUAUUAUCGAUAUAUCAAUUAGUACUCAUCUUCGUAGAAAAGCAAUGGCUCGACAAAAUCAAGCAUGGGAUUUAGAUAAAAGUGCACAACGAAAAAAUAUGCUUCAAAGACAGAUGUUCAUUCUUAUGUUUGGAAGUGUUUGUAUUUUCCUAAUUACAUCACUUCCGGUGGGUCUGUAUAAAAUAGUAUCACCACGAAAUGCUGCUAUAUAUGUACUGACGGAUGCAUUAGACAUACUUAUUAUGUGGACAGGUUUUGGUUGGUCUCAAAGUCUUUUAUAUGCAGUCAGUUUUUAUGUUCAUUGCCUCAGUUCAAAUUUAUUUCGCAAAGAAUUUAUGGCAAUAAUGAGAACUGUGUCGAAUAGAAUUCAUCCACGAACAGAGGUUAUUGAAAUAACACAAAGAGAGCGACGUACUAAUAUUGCUACAAUUUCCAGAAAACAAUGA
This is a messenger RNA of Adineta steineri, 1110 nucleotides long. NCBI's taxonomy places the organism in Eukaryota, Metazoa, Rotifera, Eurotatoria, Adinetida, Adinetidae. The record is from the annotation of a GenBank genome assembly.